Phytomonas sp. Hart1 is the source of this 911-nucleotide messenger RNA. NCBI's taxonomy places the organism in Eukaryota, Euglenozoa, Kinetoplastea, Trypanosomatida, Trypanosomatidae. The record is from the annotation of a GenBank genome assembly.
GGGAAGACACACACACAUAUAUAUAUAUAUAUAAGUUUAGAUUUACAAACAGAGAGUGGCAAAAGGGUAUCAUGUAUGGUAAUACUAUUCUCUGUUUGGGAUUUAAGCCCAAUAGAUUAGGUCGGAUACUUCCAACAUUUACUCAUAGUGCAAGCUUAGCGUGUUUUAGACGUCCGCUUGUUCUAUUUAGCUCAUUUGAAUCCUUUCGCUUCCUUAUGUAUAGCCAUGCCCAAUCUCGAUCUGAAUUGGUAUCUUCCUAUCGGUGGGCUUCGUCUAGUGGUCGUGGGUCUCGGUCUACAUCGAAACCGCAAUCCACCACGGCGCGGAAGAUCCUUCCUCUAAAGAAGAAAAUAGCCAAAGUUCCACUCCCCAAAGUAAGCAAAACUAAAUCCAAGUCUCCUAAAAAGCGAACCUCUAAACGUAAGCUAACACCUCAUCAGGUGCAAGCUAUUAAGUAUAACAAACGAGUCGGAGCGAUCGCAAAGCUUUGGGACGAGCAAGAAAAGUCCUUGCCGGGGGAACCCUUUACAUAGUGUUUCAAUAUGACGGAAAGAGGCAAUUCUGGGACGUUACGAUUGAUAUCUUUCUUUUAAAUAAAUUAUAACUUGCCUUUUUUUGUUAUCUAAAUCUCUUUUGUACACCUCAGUGAAAUUUAGUUUACUGAAUCACGGAGCAUCUAGAAGUAUUUCCUUCCCUCUCCCUCGCUUUGGAGAAGGUGCCUUUUGUUCUUUGUACUCCAUUACACAGGCCAAUUAUAAGUAUUAGACGUAAGCUUGUAUUAUUAUAUAUACACCAACCCUCUAUUUUUAUAAAUAUCAUAUGCUACGCGCAUUCAUAGAGGAAAAAAAAAGUAUUUAAAAGCGAUCCCCCCAAAGAUGAAACUUUUAGGAAGUAUACCUCUUACUUGGAAU